AUGAUGACAAUGCCGGUGAAAUCGAUCACUGGAGUGGAGAUAUACUUGUCGGAAACCAGAACAUGGAUUCCAAAGCAAACUGGGUGGGCUCAAGAAACUAGGGUGCACCACUAUCAGGCUUUAAAUUCUCUCUUUAUGAAUGGCACUCUGCAUUUGAUCACUAAAGAUUCUUCUAUCGUCACGGUGGACACGGGUGGCAAGACUUGGCGGAAAAUCUCGAGGGCAUACCCUGGUUGGGAAUGUAUUGGGCAGUCUCGGAGAUGCUUGCAUGUUGUGGACAUAGAUCACUAUAAUGAUGAUGGAUUCCUACUCUCAGUUUGGGUUCUUGAGGAUGCUAGUGGAAAUUGGACUCUAAAGCACACUGUAAAUCUUUCAGAACUGAUAGGAAUGCAUGUUCACAAAUUUGAUGAGCCCUAUAGAGUUAUCGGUAUCCAUCCGGACUGUGAUUUGAUUUUCUUGGUAGACAUGGAACAUGAGAAAUUUAUCUUGUACGAUAUGGAUAGCCGGAAGGUACACGUUCUCUACGGCGGUAUAGGAUACCACUGGCAACCGUAUCGUCUUUACACUCCCUGCUUUGCUGAAUGGUUAUCAGAUGGUAACUGA
Molecule: messenger RNA, 603 nt
Organism: Triticum turgidum subsp. durum (durum wheat)
Lineage: Eukaryota; Viridiplantae; Streptophyta; Magnoliopsida; Poales; Poaceae
Source: the annotation of a GenBank genome assembly